ACUGAUUGAACAGGUCGCUUUAUUUCAUAAACACUCCCUCUUAUGCAAACGCAAAAAAACAUUAUUUUAAAUUGGUUUACAAAAAAAUCUUAAGAACAUAACUUCUUGUUAUGAAGGUGAAGUGUUCGACAACACUUUUUUACAUUUUUAAGAAAGUCGAUAUUAAGUCUCUGACAGCACAGUAUACAGUAUGUGCGCAGAUGCCGUCUGUGCCCGUGCAAAGCGUUCCCUCCAGCUGAGUGGAACUAAAGAAAGGCUCGGGGCUCAUGUGCCUACCCGGAGCGGAAAACCGGUGACACCAGUCGUUUGUGUCUAGCGGAACCAAAACAAGGCAGGAAGGCAGAGCAGUCGGAGACGAGGAGGAGUGAUGAUGUUAAUGCCGCUGGGCUGGUCAGUUUGGGCUGGACUCGAGAACUCAGACGCGUUCAGAUUAGUACAGCGGGUGUGAUCCUGCGUGUUCUGGGUCAGUCCAGACUCUGUACCUCACGGGCUCGGCUCAGGCAGGCUCAGCAGCACCAUGAGGACCAACAAGUCCUACAAGCUGGUCGUCCACAAGAGAGGCUUCGGGGGCAGUGAUGAUGAGCUGAUGGUGAAUCCGAAGGUGUUUCCUCAGGUGACGAUAGGAGACAUUGUGGAGAUCGCUCACCCCAAUGAUGAGUACAGUCCUCUUCUGCUGCAGGUCAAGAGUCUGAAGGAGGACCUCCAGAAAGAGACCAUCAGCGUAGACCAGACCGUCGCCCAGGCUUUCAAACUGCGGGCCUACCAGGAUGUCUUCGUCAAUAUCGUGGAUCCUAAGGAUGUGACCCUGGACCUGGUGGAGCUGACCUUUAAGGACCAGUACAUCGGGAGAGGGGACAUGUGGCGCCUGAAAAAGAGCCUGGUGAGCACCUGCGCCUAUGUGACACAGAAGGUGGAGUUUGCUGGGAUCAGGGCCCAGGCCAGCGAGCUGUGGGUGCGAGGAGAGAAGGUGACCUGUGGCUACAUCAGUGAGGACAGCCGGGUGGUCUUCCGCUCCACCUCUGCGAUGGUCUACAUCUUCAUCCAGAUGAGCUGUGAGAUGUGGGAUUUCGAUAUUUACGGUGAGGUGCCCCGCGGCUCCGCUGGCCCGUGCAGGGCGGCGCGUGAUCGGGACCGGGAGGCCAGCGGCAGGAAGAGCUCCAGCUCGUGCGACGUGUCGGGGAGCCCCCCGCCCGGCCGGGCCCCCGGGCCCGAGGAGCAGCGCAGCCUGGCGUCGGACGACAGCCUGAGCCGCGUCUCCAACAUCCUGCUCAUCCCGCGGCCGCCUGCCGCGCAGUACGAGGUCAGCAGCUCGCUGGGGUACACCAGCACACGAGAGCUGCUGGAGAAGAUGAUGGAGUCGCAGCGGGACUCCAGCGCUCCGGGCCGCUUCCACGUGGGCAGCGUGGAGUCGACGCUGCACGUGCGCCCCGGGGGGUACACCCCGCAGCGGGCUCUCAUCAACCCCUUCGCCCCGUCCCGCAUGCCCAUGAAGCUCACCUCCAACCGGCGCCGCUGGAUGCACACCUUUCCCGUCGGCCCGUCCGGGGAGGCGAUCCAGAUCCACCACCAGACCCGGCAGAACAUGGCCGAGCUCCAGGGCAGCGGCCAGAGAGACUCCGCCCACACGUCCGCCGAGCUGCUGGAGCUGGCCUAUCACGAGGCCACAGGCCGGCGGUCAGCCGCACGGACGCUGGGCGAGAACAGUUUCUGUCUGAGCGGUGGGGGUGCAGAAGAGUUCGCCAGCAGCCCGGCCAGCAGCAACAGCACAGGGACUCCGCUGAACCGCGGUAGCUCGUUUGAAGACUCGUCGUCCGGCAGCCCAGAUCCCACUGUGGUGCUGUCUGCUCCCCCCACAGUGCCGGGAUUCUGCUGCACCGUCGGGGUGGACUGGAAGUCCCUGACCACCCCCGCCUGCCUGCCCCUCACCACUGACUACUUCCCCGACAGGCAGAGCCUGCAGAACGACUACACUGAGGGCUGCUAUGACCUGCUGCCCCAGACUGACCUGGACAGGUCUGGGAGAGAGGGAGAGGAGAGAGGGAGAGGAGAGAGGGAGAGGAGAGAGGGAGAGGAGAGAGGGAGAGGAGAGAGAGGAUAG
Lepisosteus oculatus (spotted gar) is the source of this 2098-nucleotide messenger RNA. The record is from RefSeq and is a predicted model, not a curated record. Lineage: Eukaryota; Metazoa; Chordata; Actinopteri; Semionotiformes; Lepisosteidae.